CCCAUUCCCCUGCUCCUUCCAUUGGAGCCCUCGGUGUUGCUUUCACUCCAUCAAUCCCUAUUUUUAUAUGUGGCUCAAACCCUCUCACGCCAUCAUCACUAAAGAGUAAAGAGGUGAAGCCUCCCUUUCCCUAAACAAAUGGUCACUCGGAUCCCUCAUCAUCUCCACUACUCCACCCACCUGGUCCGGUCUCGUAAGCUCUUCCCUGCACCCUCCACCUUGACAUGUUGAAUGAUCAAAGACCUCACACCGGAGAAGAAGACCCCCCCGCUGCCGAUGAGACCGAAUUCCGCGACAUCCACGCACUAACUCCGUCGUCCCAGCCGUCGUCGAGCCGCGGCCGGAGGAGGGAGUCGUGGGAGGCCAGCAGCCACCGCUCGUCGCCGCUCUCCGCGGGGAGCGACACCCUCAGCGAGCACUUCUCGACUUUGAGCAGGGAGUUCAACGCCAUGGUCGUCGCCGGAUCCACCAUGCAGAACGACAGCAGCACGAGCAACGGCAACCAUGAGACGCCGAACCUCGCGAGGAUCGGAGAGGAUGAGCUCGAGGAGACGAACCCGCUCGCAAUCGUCCCCGAUAACAACCCCAUCCCCUCCCCCCGCCGUGAACCGCCGCCGGCCGACUCCCUCGCCCCCUCCGAGGAGGUCUCGGUGCACCGGGUGAAGAAGGAGGAGGUCGAGUCGAAGAUAUCGGCGUGGCAGACUGCCGAGAUCGCCAAGAUAAACAACCGGUUCAAGCGAGAGGACGUCGUAAUCAAUGGAUGGGAAAGCAAUCAGGUCGAGAAGGCCACGACAUGGUUGAAGAAAGUAGAGAGAAAGCUGGAUGAGGAGAGAGCCAAGGCAAUCGAGAAGAUGCAGAACGACGUGGCAAGAGCGCACCGCAAGGCCGAGGAGAAGAGGGCGUCGGCGGAGUCCAAGAGGGGGACGAAGGUGGCGAAGGUUUUGGAAUUGGCUACUUUGUUGAGGGCUGUGGGUAGGGCUCCUUCCAAGCGCUCCUUCUUCUAGCUAUGCUUCGGCUCCCUCCCUCUGUUUCACGUUUUGUUAUUUCAACAAAUACUUUUGUGUUUGAUCUGCUGUAAGUUAAGCAGUCCUUGGAACCUUUCAGUUAUAGUGAGUUCUGCUGUGAUUUGAAUGGAGACAGAAAUCAUCUUAAGGCUGAAGGCCAACUUUGCUGUAGAUUAAGAAUGCAUGUUUGAUAAUAAAUGUGGUGAUGAGUUUGGAGCAAGUA
Molecule: messenger RNA, 1227 nt
Organism: Phoenix dactylifera (date palm)
Lineage: Eukaryota; Viridiplantae; Streptophyta; Magnoliopsida; Arecales; Arecaceae
Product: remorin 4.1-like
Source: RefSeq, a predicted model, not a curated record